Molecule: messenger RNA, 1195 nt
Organism: Dinoponera quadriceps
Lineage: Eukaryota; Metazoa; Arthropoda; Insecta; Hymenoptera; Formicidae
Product: proline dehydrogenase 1, mitochondrial-like
Exons: 3
Coding region: 44-943 (299 amino acids)
Cellular component (GO): mitochondrion
Molecular function (GO): FAD binding; proline dehydrogenase activity
Source: RefSeq, a predicted model, not a curated record
CCUCCUCUUCCUCCCUUCACGCGCGCGACCGCGCCAAAAAGCAAUGGCGUUUUUGCGAAGCGUGUCGCGGCGAUGCUGCGCCGGCAAAAAACUGGCAAAAUGCGGCGCUUCAGCGAUGCCCGUCGUCGGCCUCCUGGAGAACGCGACGGCAACGGCGACGAGGACACCGUCCCUGCGGCUGGUUACACAGGUGCGCGACACACGCUGCUACGCCACCGCCACCGCCGCCACCACCGCUGCUGACGUCAAGCAGCAGCGGCCGCCGGCGCCGCCUCGGCAGAUCGACCCGCUCGAUUUGAAGUUUAACGACCCGAUCGCCGCGUUCAAGAGCAAGACCACCAUGGAGCUGAUACGCGCCUACUUAGUAUACCAAAUGUGCUCCAUCGAGUACAUCGUGGAGAACAAUAUGAAGUUCAUGAAAAUAGCCAAGUCGAUGAUGGGCGAGACGCUGUUCUCGAAGCUCAUGAAGGCAACGUUUUACGGCCAUUUCGUCGCCGGCGAAGAUGAAGUGCAGAUCACGCCUGUUCUGGACAGACUGCGGCAGUUCGGCGUCAAGCCGAUCCUCGAUUACUCCGUCGAGGAGGACAUCUCGCAGGAGGAAGCCGAGCGACGCGAGCUCCAAGCCUCGGUGUCGGAGGCGGGCGACGAGAAGAGGGAAGGCCCGCUGAAGAAGUACCACGUAGAAAAGUCGUUCGCCGACCGGCGGUACAAAGUGUCGUCGGCCAGGACAUAUUUCUACCUGAAUGAGGCGUCGUGCGAGCGAAACAUGGACAUAUUUAUCAGGUGUCUGGAGGCCGUGGCGGGUGAGUCCUGCUUCUUCAGCUCCUCCCCCGGCCGGUCGUUCCCAUCUUCCUCCUCCUCCUCUUCCUCUUCCUCAUGCAUACAAAGAAAAAUAUUAUACCGCGAAGGAAAGCACAUAGUCAAUUUAUUUUUCUUUUUUUAAGUAACGGUUAUUUUAAACAAAGAAUAUUUUCUUGAUAUUAAAAUAUACUUGUUGCAAGUAUUUCGUAAGCUUAUACAUCCAUAAAUAUGUCAUAAAUUCAUCAUGAGCAAAUUUAUUCAAAAUAUUAUUCUAAAUUCUAGUAAGUUUAGUACCUCAAUCAAGAACAUUACAUUAAAACACUAAAACUAAAGCUUUUGUUUACUCAUUCCAAUUAACCGAAUUUAACUUUUCUUCGAUAAAGUUUGUAGUAUU